Molecule: messenger RNA, 1070 nt
Organism: Schistosoma intercalatum
Lineage: Eukaryota; Metazoa; Platyhelminthes; Trematoda; Strigeidida; Schistosomatidae
Source: the annotation of a GenBank genome assembly
GGCGAAUAUAAACGUGGUGCAAUCCUAGUUCUGAUUGGUUCACUCAAGGCCGUCCUGGCGGUACUUUUACCCUACGCUCUUAGCAUACAAUUGUAUGUUCUCAGAGUUCAGAGCCAGUACUUCUGUUCAUUUCUAGGUUUUCUAAAUAAUCGCUCUGAUAGAUCAUCAGUAACGGCAUCGGUUGUAUUUGUAUGACUAAAUAUAAGGAGGGUCGUCAAAGUACUUCGUUGUUUCGUCUUCUGAACUUUGAACUUUUCGUCAAACCAAAUAAGGUCGUAAUAUCUUUUGGGUUAUCUGCAAUAACUGGUUGUGUCGCAUAUCUGGCCUACCUUAAUUUGACUCAUCAGCGUUCUCAGGAUCUUGCAGCAAGUAGCAACAUCAAGAUGCCACUCUACAACACAGUAUUGUAUAUUCCUCCCAUUGAACCCCCAAGAAUCACUGAUUUCGACUCCAGCGCUUCUCACAUUAACGACGAUAGAAUUAAAAUUGCUGAAGUAGAAGCUUGUUUUGGAGAAUUUGAGGCACAACUUUCUAAGUUUUGCCAUUGUAGUCAAUUGAAUGAUGUUCAUACUCAAUGUUGUGUUCCUGGAGCUGGAAAUUUUACACAUCCAGUGAAUGAAAGAUACCUACGUCGUACUGUAGAUGAACAAUUAAGAGAUCUUACACUUGAAGGUGAACGUAAUCGAACACGUGUUGAUCGUGAUCCUCAGAAUAGUAAUUUUGAUCGAAACUCAAUUUCCAUCUUACAUCGACGUGGAAGAUUUGACUCACACAGAGCUCAGGAUUCUGUUACACAAUCCUCAAGCGGAAUAGCUGAGGCAGAAAGCAGUGAUAAUUUUCUUGUGGAUGAAGAAGAAGCCGAGGCUACAGUUGCAACAGAAGAAGAACUUGAUGCCACGGAAUAAACUUUCUCGAUCUUUGUUAUUUAGAAUUAUUAAGUGUUAUUAUUUCCAUUUUGGGAAAUCCACCAACUGAUGCUCAUGUCAGAGAUGUAAAUAUAUAUGUAGUAACUUGUUAUUAUGUUAUUGCUUCAUCUUCCAAUCUGUAGGUCUUCAGACCAACUGAACCUC